This is a messenger RNA of Saxophila tyrrhenica, 591 nucleotides long. RefSeq lists its product as uncharacterized. Gene Ontology annotation, molecular function: acyltransferase activity, transferring groups other than amino-acyl groups. The coding region runs from base 1 to 591 and encodes 196 amino acids. NCBI's taxonomy places the organism in Eukaryota, Fungi, Ascomycota, Dothideomycetes, Mycosphaerellales, Extremaceae. The record is from RefSeq and is a predicted model, not a curated record. The transcript has a single exon.
AUGUCUCAAAACCAACCCAACCCCUUCCACUCCUCACGCCUCAUCUACCGCGCCCUCGAAUCCACCGACGAACCCUUCAUCCACACCCUCGAGUCCGAACCCCAAGGCUUCAUCAACUCUCAACUCGCGCUCAAAAAACCGCAAUCCACACGGGAAACCAAAAAGCACUUCGAGCACUACACCGAGAAAUGCAUCCUCGGCUGCGCCAUCUGUCUUCCCGGCGAAGGCGAAAACGACGCACCCAAACCCAUCGGCGUCAUCUGCCUCGAACCCCUGGAGCCGGAAAACGCCCACCACCGGCACACAGACAUGGGUCUCGGACUGCUGCCCGAUUACCAGGGAAAGGGCUACGGGAGUGAAGCGAUCGAGUGGGCGCUACAAUGGGCGUUUCUCGACGCAGGCUUGCAUCGUGUGGGUAUUAAAGCGUUCCAGUAUAAUACCGGAGCGAGGAAGCUUUACGAGAAGUUGGGGUUUAAGCUUGAGGGGACGGCGAGGGAGAUUUGGUGGCAUGCGGGACGGUGGUGGGAUGAUGUGCAGUUUGGGAUGUUGGAGAAGGAGUGGCGGGAGCGGAGGGAGGGGAGGGUGGAGUGA